Onychostruthus taczanowskii (white-rumped snowfinch) is the source of this 1026-nucleotide messenger RNA. RefSeq names its product RNA polymerase I subunit F (gene POLR1F). Lineage: Eukaryota; Metazoa; Chordata; Aves; Passeriformes; Passeridae. The coding region runs from base 26 to 961 and encodes 311 amino acids. The record is from RefSeq and is a predicted model, not a curated record. The transcript is spliced from 4 exons. Gene Ontology annotation, cellular component: RNA polymerase I complex. Gene Ontology annotation, biological process: DNA-templated transcription; DNA-templated transcription initiation.
AGCGCGCCGUCGGGCCCGUCCGUGCAUGGCCGUGCCGCGGGAGCCGCCCGCCGCCCCGGCGCUGCCGCCCGCCGCGCGGCGCCACUCGUGCCUGGUGGCGGCGCCGCACCGGCGGCACGUGGCGCUGCCCCCGCGCUUCCUGGGCCGCAAGCGCUCCGGCAUCCGCGCGCAGCUGGACGCGGAGCUCCUGCGCUACUCCGAGAGCCUGCAGGGUGUGCCCGUGGCUUACGACAACAUCAAAGUGGUGGGGGAGCUCGGCGACAUCUACGACGACCAAGGGUUCAUCCACCUGGACGUCGAGGCGGACUUCAUCAUCUUCAGCCCCAAGAAAGGGAAGAAGCUGGUGGGCGUAAUUAAUAAAGUGGCCCCUAGUCACAUUGGCUGUCUGAUACAUGGAUGCUUCAAUGCAUCUAUCCCUAAGCCUGAACAAAUGUCCAUUGUGCAGUGGCAAGAGCUGGGGUUAAAAAUAGGGGAUGAACUGAAAUUUCAAGUAUUGCACUUGGAUUCUGAUACAGCUGGGGUGUUCUUCAUUCGAGGAGGACUCACUAAAAGCAGCAUGCGGCCCAGAAAAUCUGAUGCAGUCACUGAAAGUACAAAUGGGGAUGAAAUUCAAAAGUUUAACCAGCAGGAAAAUGGCCUGAAUAACUGUGGGGAAGAUAAUGUCACAGAAGAACCUUUAAAUGAGACAGGUAACCUUGGGAGGGAAAAUGAAGAAGAGCCAAAUGUUGAUGCUGUGAAUGGAUUAUGUGAUGAUAAAAAGAAGAAGAAGAAAAAGAAAAAGGACAAGGAAAAGCAAGGAGAACAGGAACUUGUAUUGCCUACCAGUGACUCCAGUGGUUACCAAAGUGACCACAAAAAGUCAAAGAAAAAGAAAAGAAAGCAUUGUGAUGAAGUUGAAGAAAGUGAAUUAUCUCAGCUGUCAGAAAAACCCAAAGCAAAAAAGAAAAGAACUAACAUCUGAAGUGUCUUCCCUGCAUUACAUUUCAGACAUUUUUGAUAAGUUUCAAUAAAACCCUGUUUUGAAAA